CUGAUUUACAAAUAAUUUCAAUGCUUCAUCAUCAAAAUAUUAUUCAUGAAGAAGAUAUUUCAUUAGAAAACCAGUCUACAUUAAUUAAUAAUGAUAAUAAUUUAUUAAAUAAUUAUGAUCAUAGUAAAAUUGAAGAGUAUACUGAUACUAUAUCACAACAAAUUUCUUGGAAUAAAAAAGAAAAAUGGCGUGCAUCAAAUUCUAAUUUAAUUAAUGAUAACUUGAAAAAUGAAACCUCUGAUAUUUUAUUAGAUAAUUUAUCUUCAAUUGAUAAAGUUCUUGAAAGUUUAACUCAAGAAAAUUUGGAUCAUGAAAGUCUUAUAUCAAUUGAUAAUCAAUCUUAUUCAAGUCAUUCAAGCUUUAAUAACCAUAAACAGUUAUGA
Messenger RNA from Cetraspora pellucida, 383 nucleotides. The record is from the annotation of a GenBank genome assembly. Lineage: Eukaryota; Fungi; Glomeromycota; Glomeromycetes; Diversisporales; Gigasporaceae.